AUGAGUUCUCUUAUGCCUUUCACGCAGUUGAGUGAAGUGAAGCCUUUCAAAUGCGGCUGGAAGGUUCACGUGAAAGUGUUACAUAGCUGGAAACAGUACAACUCCGUCUCUGGAGAAACACUUGAAAUGAUCUUAUCAGACGAACAUGGAUGCAAAAUUCAUGCUACCUGCAAGAAGGCGUACUUGGAGAGCAAGGGGAGGCUUCUACCAGUUGGAGUUUGGAGAAAUAUUCAAAAUUUCUCACUAAGCCCUGCCACAGGGAUGUACCGACCAACUGAGCAUUCCUAUAAGAUGGCGUUCGUUCAUAAUAUCACAAUCACCAAAUCCAAUCAUGUCGACGAGGACAUGUUUCUCAGUUUGGUCGAUUUUCAGUUGGUUAUGAGUGGAUCCCUUCAACAAUGUUUUCUCAUUGAAGUUAUUGGUCAGGUUGUUGACCUGAGAGAGCUUGAAACAAUUCAUGUUUCAGGCAAACCAAGGAGGAAACUAGAGUUUCAUUUGCGCGACAUCAAGUUUAAUGAAGAAGAAAAAUCCCUUGCCCUUUGUGAUACUAGAGAUGAAAAAUUCGAACUCGAAUCUCUUAAUGGUGUGCAAGAUAAGCGUGACAAGUGGCUGUUGUCGCCGCGAAGAACUAUAAGUGAAUUAACUGGAUGUCUUGAGGCUGAAAAAAACUUGGUCAUGUGUACUGUCUAUGCAAUUGAUUCGGACUGGGGAUGGUCUAAGUUUCACUUGAUGGUGAAGGAUGAUACCAGAGAAGCAAGGCUCAUGCUUCUCGACAUGGUUGCAUCUGGAUUGAUUUCAGAAUCCGCAACCGAACUUUUAAAUGAUUCUUUUGACGAGCUCGACGAUCCAGACGAUUUGCCUGAAGCAAUUACUCAGAUUGUUGGCAAGACUUUCACUUUCGGAAUCUACGUAGAGAAAGAGCAUAUUGUAUAUGGUUCCGAAAUUUACAGGGUUGGAAGGGUGUAUAAAUACAGAUUGGAAUGCUUGAACACUGACGUAAGUCAAACAAAUUCUCUUUCAGACAAAGGUGUCACAUCAACGAGUGGUGAAGAGAGUGUUUUACAUCUCAACGAUGACGAAGAUAACAGCGAGGAAAUGUCUACUCUAUCCACUAAGCGCAAAAAUCUGACUACCGAAACAGUUGACAUAUCUUCAUCGACCAGGAAUCUACGAUCAAAAGCUGUCAAACUUGAAAAGAUGAAGGAGCUUUAG
Raphanus sativus (radish) is the source of this 1212-nucleotide messenger RNA. RefSeq lists its product as uncharacterized. The record is from RefSeq and is a predicted model, not a curated record. The coding region runs from base 1 to 1212 and encodes 403 amino acids. Lineage: Eukaryota; Viridiplantae; Streptophyta; Magnoliopsida; Brassicales; Brassicaceae. The transcript has 8 exons.